AGACAUCAUUUUGUUAUUUUUUCAUCGUGUUCGUCGUUCAUCGUAGCCAUACUCAAACAAGUCAACACAAGAGGAGAGAAAAAAAAGAGGAAUUAGAAUAAGAAACGACUACACGGAAGACCGAAGUGGAAGAAAAUCGAGGCUUUUUUUGUUUUAAUUUGAAUUUCAUUUGAUUUGCGUGCGCGAAUUUUGUGCACGGCAAACACGAAACUCAUUGCGAGCGAGAGAAGAAGAAAAAACAUCUAAAGGAAAUAGAAUAAAUCAUUGCAGAUCGUUUGUGAAUCGAUUGAAGGUGUGAAACAACUGCAGGUUGAUUGACGAAAAAGAAGAAUUUGUCUGCGAGAACGACGAAGACGACGACAACGACUGCGAUUACGACGACUACGAUAAAACAAAGGGUGGAACUAAAUUUAAAAUCGAGCAUCAUAACCAAAGUAUGAAUGCGAAAAAAGAUAUAAACAGACGUGUGCAAGUGAUACAAGCGAAGAAAAAGCGCCAUAAGGCAAACAAAAAGAAGGGUCGAAACGCGGUAAAUGGGCCAGCCGGAGCAGUGAAUGUUUCCACCACCGUAUCAAACGUACCGAAUGAUGAUGAUGAUACCGUAACAUCGCCAACAACACUCGCAAACAAUGAAAAUGAAAUGUUCGAUCCGAAUGUGAACAACAGCAACAGCAACAAUGCGAACGAACCAAUUGACAAUAGCAUUACAAACAAUGCGAACAGCAUUCUGGAUAAUAUUCAGGACAUUAAUUCAUUAUUAAACAAAGAAAUCACGUAUUCCACUGUCAAUCAUCACCAGGGGCCGCAGCUGCAGCAACCAGAAGUGAAAAGUCUCGAUCCAUCGAAUAGUUCUUCCAAUGAAACGAUCGGCGAGCACGAGGAUUUGUACACCAGCGAAGAUGAGGAGCAAGAGAAUCGUGAGGAUUACUGCAAAGGUGGCUAUCAUCCAGUGAAAAUUGGUGAUUUAUUUUUGAAUCGAUACCAUGUGACCCGGAAAUUGGGCUGGGGUCACUUUUCAACGGUAUGGCUGUGCUGGGAUUUGGAGGACAAACGUUAUGUAGCGCUUAAAAUUGUUAAAUCUGCUCAUCAUUUCACCGAAACGGCAAAGGAUGAGAUCAAAAUACUGAAAGCGGUACGUGAUAGUGAUCCGCUUAAUCCGCGGCGCAACAAAACGGUGCAAUUGCUAAAUGACUUUAAAAUAACGGGCGUCAAUGGCACACACGUUUGCAUGGUGUUCGAAGUAUUAGGCCACAAUUUACUUAAGCUUAUUUUAAAAUCAAAUUAUCGUGGUAUCCCGUUGCCGAACGUAAAAUCAAUAAUCAGACAAGUGCUCGAAGGUUUGGAUUAUUUGCACACUCAGUGUCAAAUCAUUCACACGGAUAUCAAGCCCGAAAAUGUUCUCAUUUGUGUCGAUGAAACGUACAUCCGGAAGUUGGCUUGCGAAGCAACUGAACUGCAUGCAAUGGGUCUCAAACUGCCGUAUUCAUUGAUCAGCACCGCACCGAAGGAGUUCCAAGAACAGCCCAUCACGUCGAAAAUGAGCAAGAACAAGAAGAAAAAAUUGAAGAAGAAGGCGAAACGACAAUCCGAACUCAUCAAAAAACAACUGGAGCACAUUCAUCAGCUGGAAUCAUUGAAUGAAAAAUCCGAAGACAACACAAACGGUGACGGUGGAAACGGUACGGCUGAAGAUGACGAUGACAAUACCCCGGACGAACCAGAAAUUAGCAAUAACGAUGACUCUGUGGAAAGCGUUACAUCCGCAACGACUGGUUUAGUUAAUGGAAUCUCGUCAAAGUCUGACUCGGAAUUUGAGAUCAGCAAAAAGUUGAGCAAAAGUGAAGAUGGCAAAGGUGACGAUUGUGAAUCGGAGAAGAGCAAGAGUAGCGAUCUGCCGAAUUCAAAGUCCAUUGAGAAUUGUAACGAAGUUAACUCAAAAUCAGCGGGCAAAUCAGCCGCAAAAACAUCACCAAUUGCCUCGAAUAAGUCGAAAAAUGGCAGCAGCAAGACGAAAGUUGUUGUUCAAGUCGAAGACAACAAUGCGAUCAACAAGAAAAUGUUGACACCGCCCAAAGAUCCAGCGUUCGAGGUGUGCGACAUGGAAGUGAAGAUUGCCGAUUUGGGAAACGCAUGCUGGGUGCACAAACAUUUCACCGAAGACAUUCAAACCCGUCAGUAUCGUUCAUUGGAAGUCAUCCUGGGAGCAUCGUACAAUGUGUCUGCCGAUAUCUGGAGCACGGCAUGCAUGGCAUUUGAACUGGCCACCGGUGAUUACUUAUUCGAACCGCAUUCAGGUGAAAACUAUUGCCGUGACGAAGAUCACAUUGCGCACAUUAUUGAACUGCUGGGUCCAAUUCCAAAGAAAAUCAUCCUGUCGGGCACAUUGUCACACUUUGUGUUCAAUAAGAAAGGUGAGCUACGGCACAUAACCGGAUUGAAACCGUGGGGCUUGGACGAAGUGCUGAUGCAAAAGUAUGAAUGGACGGUGGAAGAAGCCAGCCAAUUUGCCGAUUUUCUGCGACCGAUGCUCGAAUUUGAUCCCGAUAAGCGUGCAACGGCCGCUCAGUGCUUGGAUCAUCCUUGGCUGAAAUCUGACAGUUAGGAAUUCGAGCGCAAGUAAAUUGAAGAAGCAAAACAAAAAAAAAACAAACAAAAUACUUCUCUGUUGAUUUCAUCGAUUAGUCAUGUUGUUAGUUGGACUUGUCCAUUCCCAGCGAAAUAAUUGUGUAUCUAUGCCUCAGUGUGAUUAAACGAUCAUCCGUUAAGAUGAUAAACAAAGUAAACUAUUUAAACAAAAAAAAUCAUAACAAUAACUUAAACAAAACAAAAAUUAUAAGACGAACGAAAAAUCGACGAGACAAACCAAAACUAUUUGAUAAUAACUCACUUCCUUAUUUGUUUUGAUUUGGUUGGAAUUCAGUAAAUAGAAAGAAAGAAAGAUAGAGAAAGGGAGAGAGAUAGAGAAAGGGAGAGCGAGAGAGCGACAGAGAGCAAGAUAAAAAGAGAAACGCUUGGAAAUGAAUAAGAGAGAAGAAAAAAGAACUUGAAAUUGUAAAUUUCAAAUGAAAAUUCACAUUAACAAACACAUACACAUACACACAAGUAAGAUAUUAGAAUCAUCGAUUCAAUUCACCGUGAUCUGUUUGAGCAAACAUGGCUUGUCACUCAGAAUCAAGCGUAUUUUUUAAUUCAAACCACCAACUCAACUAAAUCAAUCUUAUAAAAGAGUGCAUCAAGACAGAGAUUAUAUGUUAAAUUGACGCCCCCAAACAACAACCAUA
Molecule: messenger RNA, 3281 nt
Organism: Sitodiplosis mosellana (orange wheat blossom midge)
Lineage: Eukaryota; Metazoa; Arthropoda; Insecta; Diptera; Cecidomyiidae
Gene: SRPK
Product: SRSF protein kinase 3
Exons: 3
Coding region: 437-2602 (721 amino acids)
Biological process (GO): protein phosphorylation; spliceosomal complex assembly; regulation of mRNA processing
Molecular function (GO): ATP binding; protein kinase activity
Source: RefSeq, a predicted model, not a curated record